AUGCACUCUCUAUUCUUUCAUAUCUAUAAAGUAUUAUUACUAGGACUAUUUUUUCACAGUGCAGAUGCUGACGAAGAACCCACACCUGUGCCUAUAGUGCCCUUCAAUGCUCAGAUAGCAUUUAGGGAUUACUACGACGGUGCACCUGAAUGGGAUAUCAUUGCCAACUGUGUCAGUAACUACACAGACGUCAGGGCUAUCAUCGAUAGGCAUUACAAUGAUAGUGAUGCUGGUGUGUCAAUUUGGUUAGACACAGGUAGUAAUAGGGCAGCGGAUAUAGAUGAUAUGUUAAAUACAAAUAUUACCAGAUGCAUUAUGGACAAGACUAAUGCCAUGUUCGUUGAAGUUCGCGAUCAUAACAUUUUUGCGAUGAGGGCGAACACAGAUGAAGACUACUACAACCAUUUUGACAUUUUCGGACAUGGUUACCCACUCGACUAUGACAAAGAUUACGAGAGUUAUGGUGAACCAGAAAGUAAUACGUCUGUAUCCACUCAAUUAAGUGUACGUGGUGAUGGUAACUGGCCAGACAAUUAUUUCAUUAGCAGGUUGUAUAAUAAUUAUAACUUCAAGGGUUUCCAGUAA
Molecule: messenger RNA, 585 nt
Organism: Saccharomyces mikatae IFO 1815
Lineage: Eukaryota; Fungi; Ascomycota; Saccharomycetes; Saccharomycetales; Saccharomycetaceae
Exons: 1
Coding region: 1-585 (194 amino acids)
Source: RefSeq, a predicted model, not a curated record